CCAGGGCCACGAUCUGGCUUUGGGGCUAAGGACCCCGGGGGCCUUUUCUCACAUUAAAGUGCUUUGAAGCCUCGUGGGCCCCUCCCCUCUGUGAAGCUGAGACCAGCGGUGUAAUGGCCAAGUAUAUCCCCGAGCCAGGCAUCUCUUCACUGGUGGCGACCAGCCUGGCCGACCUCAAUGACCCCCUGGAGCUGCUGGAGGGGGCCGGUGAGCUGAGCGGGGCCUUCUGCUGGAGCACCAACAUUGAUCACUGCAUCUCGUACCUCAACGAGGAGGUGAGGGUGCUGGGGCUGGCCCCACUCUAUGCGGAGGGAGGCUUUGACCUCCGGGCCCUGGUGAACGGCACCUAUGCCCUGCUGCGGCUCUACCGGGAGGCCUCAGCCAAGCUGGGCGCCAUGGAGGCCGAGGAGUUGAGGCGAGCUGGUGAGCUGGGCUACCUGAGGGGCCGGCAGAACAAGCUCAAGGUGCGAGUGGAGGCCUGCGAGAGAGAGAUCGCGGCUGUGCAGAGCAGGAACAAAGAGCUGCUGGCCUUGCUGAAAGGAGAGAAGGAUGAGCCUUGGGGUGCCCAGCAGGUGGUGAAGCUCCUGGCCACCCUCGCCAGCCGUGGGGCGCAACACCGCCACGAGUUGAGGAGGAAGGAGCAGGAGCUGAGCCGGCUGAAGGAGAAGAUGAGCCAGCAGCUGACGGACAAGAGGGACAGGCGCGCGGCCAUGGAGAUUCUCAAUAACCUGGGCCGGGCGGACGGCAGAAGGGCAACCUGGAAAACCGGGAAGUCACUCGGCAAGAAGGAGGAGGAGAUGUUCCGCUCCCUGCUGGCGGCCCAGGAGAAGCAGCUGCAGGAGCUGAUGCUGGAGAACGCGGAGCUGAAGCAGCUGCUGGACCAGCUGCGCCAGGACACGGGGGGCCUGCUGGGUGCUGCCCAGGGAGGCGAAGGGGAGCCAGCGCCAGAGGGGACCCGUUCAUCCAACGCGAUGCAGGAGCAGCUGACGCGUGGCAUCCGGGACCAAUGGUGCAGCUUCAAGAGCCAUGUGGAAAGUCUGGGCAGUCAGGCAGUGGCCGCCGGCUCCCAGGGGUGCGAGGCCGAGGGCGGGGACCCUGUGAUCAGUGUGACGGACCAUGACAAGGAGAUCAUGAAGCUGAAGGCGGAGAUUGAGGACAGCCAGCAACUGAUUGCCUUGCAGCAGCAAUGUUUCCAGGAGCAACUGAUUGCAGCUGCCAACAGCGAGCUGCCGGCCAACCUGAGGGGCUCCUACUUCCUGGAGGAGCAGCAGCGGCUGCAGGAGGAGCAGCAGGCGUUCCGGCAGCAGAAGCGAGCCUUCGAGGAGGAGCGCAAGAACUUCACAGAAGCUGCCAUCCGCCUGGGGCAUGAGAGGAAGCAGUUUGAGGAGGAACGAGCCCUGCUCCUGAAGCAGCAUUUCCUGAGCACAAUGGCGGAGCUGGGACCACUCGCCACCCAAGCUGCAGAACAGGAGAUUCUCCCCCAGUCAAAGAAAUGGAACAAGCCCACCUAUAACCCCUACCCGAAGGCCAACACCCCAGUGGUGCUGGUCAGAAGCCGGCACCUCGCCCCCAGUCCCGUCACCCCCAGCACGGCAGAGCUGCUCAGGGUGCUGAAGCUCAUCCCAGAUAACAGAUCCCCACCUCCCGCGCAGCCCAGCCAGCAGAGUAAUGACCAGAAGGAAAGCCACAAAGACACAGCCUGCCAGACAGAGAUCGAGGACUUCUGGCCCAUUAGCGGUGACCUUCUGGACCACUUCUUAGACAGCUCCUUCUAGCCCCUUGCUGCAUUUACCUGGAAGAACCUGACCUCUGUGCUACUUGAGCUUAAAGGCACUCGCACUCACACCACUGUUUCCACCCAGUCCCUCCAUUGCUGGAAGAACAGGGUCAGCUCCUCCCAGUGCUGCACAAUCUUUGACCACCACUAGUAACAUUUGUGUGUGUGUGUGUGGGGGGGGUGUUUCUCCCCUCUCUUUGGAAGAUCUAAUCCACCCUGAUGAGUGCUAACUUCUUGCUCAGACCUCCAUAGCUGCAGCCUGUGUGGAUGGUGACUCAGUAGAUGCCAUCUCACUACUAGCUCAUGAGUUGGGAAUUCUCUUCGGAGAGGAAUCCCUGCUCUUUGCUUGUAAGCUUUUUAUCCUCACUGGAGGUCUGAUAUUUUUACUUUUUGAUAGUUGUGGUUUUAAAUAUUGGGCU
Molecule: messenger RNA, 2196 nt
Organism: Dermochelys coriacea (leatherback sea turtle)
Lineage: Eukaryota; Metazoa; Chordata; Testudines; Dermochelyidae
Product: afadin- and alpha-actinin-binding protein-like
Exons: 13
Coding region: 114-1775 (553 amino acids)
Source: RefSeq, a predicted model, not a curated record